Notodromas monacha is the source of this 792-nucleotide messenger RNA. Lineage: Eukaryota; Metazoa; Arthropoda; Ostracoda; Podocopida; Cyprididae. The record is from the annotation of a GenBank genome assembly.
AUGUCCAGCCUGAUUUUCCCCAAGUCAAAUUGUCCUCAUGUUGGGGUUGUUGCAUCCCAAAGUGAUGCAGCUCCAGCAUCUGGCUACAAGCUGGACCAGAAAACGUGUUGUAUUUCAAAGCCAGACCCAAAAAGGCUGCAGAAGGAAGAACAGCGUCGUCGCAGGGCCAAGCAGAAGAAGAAGGAGCUGCGGCAGUUGAAGAAGAAGCGGCGCCAGGAGGAGAAGAGUCGCGGAGUGACUGAGGAAGAAGUGAACAGCACUUACACCGGACUGGACCGGGAAAUGGCCGAGGAGUUCAUUUCCGUGUCCAUGGAGCCUGGCAGGACCAUCAAUCGCGUCAUGAACCACAGUGACGACAACGUCAGCAUCAACCACAACGUGUCUUCCACCUCCCUCGUUCACGUUCAUCAUCACUGAACACACCAGAAUCAAUAAUUUAAUCAAUGACGACGACGACGAUGAUGCAGCGACUAUUCACUGUUUUUUUAUAUUUAAAAGAAGAAAAAAAAGGUUGAAGCAAAAGAAAUCUGAAUGCUAUAUAGUGCUGACGAUGAUGCACGUCUUUUAUUGAUGCCGAAUAUACGAGAGCAGCAUACAUUUCAGAGAGAAAAGAAUUGUGCUCUUUCGAAAAAGUGAAUCACUGGGAUGAAUGAUGCAACUUUUCGAUUGAUACAUUUGUAGAAAAAAAAAGAAGAAUUUGAAUUGCGAAGGAAACCCAGGAAGGUUCUGUGUGAACUGGUCAUUGUUUUGCUGAAAGUAAGACAAUAAAGUAAAAAAACAUUUCUCGGCAUA